Aplosporella prunicola CBS 121167 is the source of this 921-nucleotide messenger RNA. RefSeq lists its product as uncharacterized. NCBI's taxonomy places the organism in Eukaryota, Fungi, Ascomycota, Dothideomycetes, Botryosphaeriales, Aplosporellaceae. Gene Ontology annotation, molecular function: protein binding. The transcript has a single exon. The record is from RefSeq and is a predicted model, not a curated record. Bases 1 to 921 code for a protein of 306 amino acids.
AUGUCGCGCAACGCAGACGUCAAUCGGCUCGACGGUUUUGAUCUAGCUCUCAGAGGCGCAGCUAUUUUAAACGACAAAGAAAUCUCACAUAUUCUACUAGAAUCGCCAACUGGGCACUGCCGCUCCGGCGUAGCCUUCAAUCGCUGCAUAGUUGAAGCCUUCAAGCGCCAGCAUCUCGAGCUCGGAUGGUUAUUAAUAGAUCACGCCCAAGGCCAAGACAUCGAAAUCGCACUCACCCAAUCUCUGCGACGAAGCAGCCGCAACGGCUGGACCGAAACUGCACGCUCGCUGCUCGACAGAGGCGCAAACAUCAACGGUACCGGCGGCGUCUUCUCGCCCCCGCCACUCGAACUCGCGGCUUUCGGCGGCCAUGAGGACACCGUGCAGCUCUUGCUCGAAAGAGGAGCGAGUCCGGAAGCCGGAUCCGGUCGCCUUGGGGCGAUAGUCGGGGUGGCGUAUAGCGGACACGCAGGGGCCGGUCGAAAGCUGCUUGAUGCGGGCGUGCAGCUGCCACCGAGCGCCUGGACGUUGCUGCUAGAGAAAGCGGCACGGCACGAGUCUGGUGACUUUAUCCGCCUACUUGUGGAGAGGGGUGUUGUGGAUCUUCACGCGCUGGAUGAUGGUGAUUUAGCUAACCUUGUGGUUUAUGCUUGUGCAUACGGGAAUAUCGACUUGGUGAAGUUCUAUGUCAAGCAUGGGCUCCCUGUUGCAGGUCCGCUGUUUGAGGAGCAUUGCGAUGCGCAACCAAUUGCUUUCGCAGUUGCAUAUGGGCAAAGAGAUAUGGAGAAGGCUCUGCUAGAGCUCGGUGCUACGCCUGUAGAUCUUUCGCAGAGUUCUUUUGGGGAGGGCUUUGCUGAUGGGUCGUACCCUUGUGCGCCACCGAAGAUGGAAAAGCCACGAGAGUAUGAUAUUCUAUACUGA